Molecule: messenger RNA, 6628 nt
Organism: Malurus melanocephalus (red-backed fairy wren)
Lineage: Eukaryota; Metazoa; Chordata; Aves; Passeriformes; Maluridae
Gene: METTL21A
Product: methyltransferase 21A, HSPA lysine
Exons: 3
Coding region: 113-769 (218 amino acids)
Biological process (GO): peptidyl-lysine methylation
Cellular component (GO): cytosol; cytoplasm
Molecular function (GO): protein-lysine N-methyltransferase activity
Source: RefSeq, a predicted model, not a curated record
CGGGUGGGCCGGGCCGGGGCCGGGUCUGUCUCCGUCUCCGCGGCGGGCUCGGGGCAGCGCGGAUCUCGAGCAGGGCCCAAGCGGCGGCCGAGGCCGCGGUGCCGGCGGCGGGAUGGCCYUGGUGCCCUACGAGGAGGGAGGCGGCUGGGCAGCGCGGCACCUGCACAGCUCUUCGGCCACUUUCCACUUCGCCAGCCGCACCAUCCGUCUCCAGCAGGACUGGCGGCGGCUCGGCGUGGCGGCCGUGGUCUGGGACCCGGCUGUUGUCCUGUGUGCUUAUCUGGAGAUGGAAGGCAUUGAUCUCAGGGAUCGGUCUGUGAUUGAGCUGGGAGCUGGAACUGGAUUACUGGGAAUAGUGGUCACRUUACUAGGUGCCCGUGUUACCAUCACAGACAGGGCRGCAGCACUGGAGUUCCUGGCGUCAAACGUGCAGGCAAACUUGCCCCCUGAACUGCGUCUCAGAGCCGUGGUGAAGGAGCUGACGUGGGGAAAAGACCUGGAUAACUUCCCUCCAGGAGCAUUUGACUUCGUCCUGGGUGCAGACAUUGUUUAUCUGGAAGAAACAUUUCCAGAACUGCUUCAGACACUGGAGCAUCUGUGCUCAGAGCAAACGGUGAUUCUUCUUUCCUGUCGUAUCCGCUAYGAACGGGAUCUCAGAUUCUUGAAGAUGCUGAGAGAGCGUUUCUCUGUACAUGAAGUCCAUUAUGAUUCCAGUAAGGAUGUUCAUAUCUACAAAGCACAGAGAGGUAGUUGCAAGGAUGAAUUUUGACUCUAUGCUUGGUUAAGAAGCCACUGUUACUGUUCGAUUCUCCCCUUUGUUUCUACUCAAUCCACUUUGUUCGUAAGCAUGAAGUUGCAGUUGUGUUAUUUCACUGGCUUCUUUUUCUGAUGGUCUGGUCUGAUCACAUUCUGAUAGAGCAAGGAUUGUACUUCUGUUCUACAUAUUGAACCUCUACUUCAUUUCUGAAUAGAGUUGUAUAGGGUGUUCCACUGUUUUGAUCAAAUGUAUCAAAUAUUUGAAACCAAUUUAAGUUACAGAAAUUUCCAGCAUUGAAAUUGUUAUAUCAAAAGGUCUGUUGUUUGAAAUCAAACCACAAUUUACUUCAGGGGGAAACUUAAAUAGAUUACAGUGGGGUUUUUUCUCUUCAUCACUUCUUUAACUCUUGAAAAGUAAGAGUGGAUGAAAUAAAAGCUAAUGCUCCAGCUCUAAAUGCUUUAACUCUUCAGGACUUCUGCAUCUUAGAAGUUGUGAUAAAAGAAACCACUUAAAGGGCGAAAAGAAACAAAAGCAGAUGCUAUAAAGUUGUUCUAUUGCUGUCACUGCUGCAUUGAAGAGGCACAGUGAAAAAGAUCUGGAGAGGCACUGGGAAUAGAGAUUGCAGAGUAAUCCAGCUUAGAAAUCAAUGGUAUUUUUGCCUGACUUGCAAACGUGUGGGCUACACUGCAGUACGAAGCAGUUGUGGUUCAUGAGUUGUCCCUAACAAGUGUCCCUCACACAGAUAAGGCUCCUUGGAGGAGAUAUACAUGCACAUGUGCCAGCCAGGAAAGUGCAACAAGGAGACUGAAWCUGUUCUUAAAAUAUCAAAUCAGUCCUUGACUCUCAAAGUACCACUAGAUAAUGUUCUACUUUGUGCCUUUGUUUGUCCUCUGUCUGUCUCAGAGCUGUUAUUUAGGGAAGGAGGGUGCUCUGUAAAGUCAUUGUAGCAGGGGAAGUAUUUACUCUUGCAURCUUGGGACCUUGGGGCAGUGUCUAGAUUUCAGUGUGCUUAGAGUGCACAAUGGUAGUUAAGACACUGCUCUAAAUGACAAAUCUUAUACCUUGAGCUUGUAAAACACGUCURUGUGUUUAUCCCACUAGAUUCCCAAAUCCAAUUUGCACCAGCAGCAGACUUCCUUAUGUUUCUAGUAGUGGAAGAAUGAAACUGAUGAAAACAAUAGGGUAACAGAAGACAGCUACACCUCUACAUGCAGAAAUUGCUUUACUACCUCAUGCUUUGUGUUGAUGUGGACCUUCUUUUGCUUUAACUUUAAACUCAGAAAGUCUCAGGUCAGGCUCAGAUUUUGAGCAUGUGCAUGUGUUUGGCACUGGUAACAGCAAACAGCGGCAGCUGCUUUGGGCCAUGGACAUUUUAGAACAUUUUGUCACUUCUGCCCCCAUCAUACUUCCUGGCUGGUGGUCCAGAAGUGCUGUGCUGACUGUAGUGUGGAAAUUACACAUUUAUCAUUAAGGUUUGUGCUUCAUCCCUGGCACAUCCUUGMAUGUUUUCAGCGAAGCUCCUGGCUUGGCGUAGGCUCAGUCUGGGACUUGCUGCUCUGAAACACUGUAACAGUAUCCUCAGAAGCCACAUGGUGUCACUAAAACAGUACUUUGGCAGCCGGCUGGGAAUUCGCAGCCUGAAACUGAAGUCGGUUCGGGGGAAGACAGCACCUUUAAUUGUAAACAGAUUGCGAGGUGAGCUCCAACGUGUCAGGUGUAGCUUCAUCUGUCCUAUCAGCUGGGUGAGCAAUGGUUUAAAAGAAUUAUGAUCUCUCCUCCCUCUCUCUGGCUCUUGUUUUCUGAGUGUGGCUGUAAGUUCUCAUCUCUCCUCUUCCUUUUCCUCCCCACUGGUGUUUCCUUGUCUCCAAGCUGGUCUGGGAUUAGGCAUUAGGCUCGUCUGCACCUCAGGCUCCCCCUGGGCAGGAGCUGGCAGAAAGCAGUGCUGGCAGAAAGCUGGUGCCUGGGYUUGUGAGUGCCCAGCAGAACUUUUCUGUGGGAAAAGCCUGGCAGUGCUCGGCCCUCACAAGAGGCUGGAGCUUGCAGUACUGACAGCCAUAGCAGCUUGCACUGUUGCCAUAGCAGGAACAUGCUAAAAAGCUUGCUUAAAUAACACAGAAUAAAGCCUGGUACAGCAACUGACACACUUCCAAGAAGGGGGUUUCACCCCAGGCCUUGCUGUGACAAUAGAAACAAUUUUGUACUUUGAAAACAAAUCAGUUUAAUUCUAUMUCUAAUUGCUUAGUUAAGUUUUCAGUGUCAGAUUUCCCACUGCUGCUGUUACAGUCCMCAGCCAUCCUGCCGGAGCAGGCAUGUGCCAAUAGAGACCAGGCUUAGCUGCUUUUGCUGUGCUGCUGUAACACAGCAGCUGGAUGAUAACCCAAAGGAGUAUGUUUGAAGGCUGAAGUGAUGCUACUGCCCAAAAAGAAUGGUGGAGAAAAGCAGCAGAUGGCACUGGCMACUCAGGUGAGUGCCUUGCCCCUGACCUGCCGAGCUGAGCUCUUGGUGGUCCCUCCCCAGCACAGCAAGUGGCACCCCGAAGGGGAUGCCUUCUCCUCUGACUGCUACUGGGGUGCAGGUCCUGUUAGAUUUAGGAGACCAGAUCCAGGAAUGCUGCAGUUAGGCUACAACAUGUGCAUGUCAGUUGUGGUUGCACUUAAAGCUGCAGYGUGUAGGGGCAGGAUCAGCUUUGAGAAUGUAACUCACUGAAACCCGCAGGCCAUUCCCCCUGGGCAGUGCUGACAGGAUGAGAGCACUCAGGACCUUCUGUUGGCGCACAAGUUUUUGGCAUUUCCAUCACACUUACCUUCAGGGAGAGGUUGGGAGCAAGUCAGGCCACCAGUGAAUCACGCCAGAGGAGGACAGUGGAGGACAGAAACAAUAGAUGUCACUGCUGGCAAGUGAACACAGAGAACAACCCUCUGGAGAGACACCUGCAAACUCUGGGGUCCCGCCCCACAGGUCCUGAAGCAGUAUGAUACAUGGAACACCUCAGCAGCUGUUCAGCCAUUAUACUGAGACCUUGCCCAUGCACCUUCUGUCACCCUGUUCAUCCCAGCACUAGAGAAUCCCACUCUCCUUCAGGUGGUUCCAUUGCACUGGUUCUGUUUUAUGACAGAUAAUCUGAGCUCAUCUGUAGGAAGGAUGUGUUUGGGCACGGUUCCAGAGUAGUGGGGCAAUACACAAAGGGUCUCUUGAGAAAUUUACUCACCCUAGGCAGUGGUUCAAGCCACAGAAAAGUGACCAGGUAAGACAAGACCUGCUGUAAGACUCAGAAACUAUCCCUGAAACAUGCCAUUUUGCAAGGGAAAAAACUUUUCCAAAAUAGCCAUUGCAACUAAGGUGAUGUUUGAUUGAUAUCAAGAUACACAGAAUGAGCUCAGCUCUGCAUGUUAUUUAUGGACUAAGAGCUUCAAGGUGCAGCAGUGUCAGAAGAGUCAGGUCUCACUAGCUGACUGCACAGGGAUCUGUGUUACCCAGUUCUUAUCAGCGCAAAAUUCAAGCCAAACGACAUUUUUAUAUCUCAGGGACUAACCCCUGUUUGGGAUUCUCCCUCAUUACCGUAGAUUUUUCUAAGCAAGAAUGUGAAUGGCAUUAAGAAAACUACAAAAUCCCAGCUGUAAUGAGAUGACCUUACUGCUUCCCCUUGAUUUCACUGGAGGUGUGUUUACCUCAGCGCUGAAUUUGUUCUCCUGGCUUUCAUCCCAGUGUUUGGAUACAGCCUCCCAGAUUACAUAAUAGGGCUGUGAUCCUCUCAAAUGCUGCCUUCUGUUGCUGUUGUUAUUAAGAUCAGUAGUACAUGGUUUACAGGAAUGCUUAAGAGUGAGACAUGCAGUAUAUUUAAAGUGUGAAAGGCUUAAGUCUUUCAGACAUUAUUAAACAACUGCCACCAGAAUGAAUACUGGAAAGCAGGUUUAAAAACAUCUGGAGGAAGAGAAWCUUUGUUUUUCAGGACUUAACCUCUGACUAAUCUAAUUCAGUUAAGAUUAAAAAAUCCUUCUCUUUGGGGAAAAUACCUCAUGAAUACUUAGAGCAGGCCACAGAUCGAGAGGACACCACAGACUGCUCAAAAUAUGCCUUUUCCCGUAUUCCUCUAGCUACCAUUUGCCAAUACAUUAGUGUAAAUGGAAGACCCUGCUCAAAAAAGAGACUUUGUAGAGUUUUUUAAAGCAUGUUUAUGUGACUGCACAUAAAUGUAAAUGUCUGUGUAAAAAGGGAGUUAUGACAGUUUAUACCACAAAGGUUACAGUAAGAAAAAGCACUUCUUUAUGACAAUAAUUCACAAAUUCACAAGAAUCACUUUAAUAUACAAAGCAAUUACUACCAUUCUGAAACACAAAGCAGCUAAUAUGUACAUAGUGUUAAUAAAAUGCAUUAUAACCCAGUACAAUUUUUUUUAAACACAGAUAAAGCACAAAAAGAAGUUAAAAAAAAAAAAAAGAACAGAACACCACAGGGAUGUUUCUAGAUUUUUGGGGAGAUGUAAAAAAGAGUUUGUUUUCCCCCAAUAAUGGAUUUUCAUUUAGUCUUUUAACUUCUACAAAUAUGUGGGAGUCAAGCUCAAAUACCCUGUUCUGUGCUGACAUAGUCUGGGUAAAGAAUCAGAAAUGCAGAUGAGGUGAACAUAUUCUUUCCAGCUUACACUGCAAAGGGAGAAUAAUAACCCUUGCCCUGGAAGCUUCCCUGAAAAACAUUGUUUCAAAACAUUCAAAUUAUAAAUCCAGAGUAAAAACAACUCACUUUUGAGGUGAACAACCAAUCUGUGGAUAAGUCUGUGGAGGGGUUGGCUGCCAACUAGCACCUCUUCUUGCCCUGUUCCCAUCCCAAGAAGUCCAUUAGAAGCAGCACAGUUUCAAAUUUCACAUAAACUUGAAGUUGUAUAACUUUUUAAAAUUAAUGUUUUAAUAUAAAUAAAUGUAAUUAAACAUACAAAAAAAAAUGGAGUGGCACCUGGAUAAAACACAGCUUGUGGAAAGCACCCAAACAGCCUUAGUUCUUACGAGUGGCCAUUUCCAGAGAAGUAACAGGCUCAAGGGCUGUCUUCCCCAUGCUCUCACUCAGCUAUCCCCUAAUUUAGAGAAGUUUGUAGCUGAAGUGAACUGAGUGCCCGAGUCAUGAGUGCAGGAACGCCCAGCUUACGGAGUGUGCCAACCAUGGGUGAUUGCAGCCUGUCCCUGGCCCUUUCCCUGCCAGCACACAGCUCCAGGCACAGCUCAMUGCUCCUGAAAGCAACCCUGAACUCACCCCAGAGCAAGUCACACUCACUGCACCUGCAGUGCCACACAGCAAACAGGGCACUCUCUUCCACUGUGCCAUGCAAARCAGCCCAAGCACAUCUCUUUGCAGGCCACAGCUUAAAUACAUUUAACAAACACAUUUCAAGGCAAAACACUUGAAAUGUAAACCCUUUUYACCACCUGGGUCUGGUCCCUUUUCCCCAAAGAUGUUCAAACUUAAGCUGUUUCUAUCCACAGACCUGAACCUGUCACAAGCACACAGUGGGUGGAUUUCAGCAACUUCUCUUCACCAGUCUGGCUUCUUUCAGACCGACUGAGCUUCAGAAUAUAUUCAGGUUUUUGUAAAAUCAGUGUCUUCUACAGCUAGCAAAUCACACAGCUCAGGAAAUCUAGUUCCCAGGCAGAUGACAAAGAACCAUCAAUGUACUGUAUGCUUUUUAAAACCUGCUCAUAGUGACAGACUUCAGGGUUAAAUUAUCAUUUCUGCAAAAGAAAGGUUGUUGUGCUUUUCACACAGGGUGACACAUUCUCAAUGUACCUUUACUUCCUGRUGUCAAAUUACUGGAAAGCCUUUCAAUUUAUUUUCUUGGAAUGCAGUUUGUACAAUCUGCUGACAAAUMUCAAAUUAAGAAAAGGG